AUGCCACGUACAAGCUCUAAUUCAAAUAAUCGACGUAGACCAAACAAUGAGCAAUCCCCAGGGCCACCCCGACGACAACUUCGAAUUAUAACUUCUCCAACACCUCCACCAGUAGAAUCAUUACAACAACCUAUACAAAAUGUAACAAAUGCAACAAUAAACACAAAUCCGGAUUCCCAGGUUCCGGCAAGUGAACAGAUGUGGUCUUUGUAUCCAGCACAACAAAAUCAAGUUGAUGGAAUGACUUCAACAAAUGCGGCACCAAUGCCAAUGCCUGUAGCCGCAGCUCCAGCUCAGAUUGUUGUAGUUGAAGAAGCGGAUCGAAUGCCUCAGGAAAUAGCUGCGCAGAUUCUUGCAAAACGGCAGAAUCGAUUUACUGGGCAUCAACCUGAAGGAGCCAGAUUCAUAACGUUAGAUGAAACUACUGGCUGUACUGCAACAGAUAUGUUCAUGUUACCGUGGGAGAAAGAUCAAGUGUUUAGCGAGCUAAUCGGCGAUGUGGUCUACAGUCACCGCGGUCCCACCGCAAAAAAUGGGUGGGACCGCGGUGACUGUCAUGUCCAAAUAGGCCAGGCUGGUGAAAUAGAGAAGAUAUGUGUUUUUGCCUGGAAACAAAAUGCGAGCCGAUUAGAAGGAGCAAAAAUAAAUCAACGAGUUAAGCUGUGCAAUCUUAUUGUAGUUCCCGAGACAGGAGCUCGUCAUUUAUGGUCUGGAAGUGUGGACAUAAAAUUGCGUUUUGUUAGCUCCUCAACAAUUGAAAUACUAAACGCCGGAAAUUUUGAACAACAACAAAGUAAUUUAACUGAGCAAGGGCCUUCAAGUUCCGCCCGUAUUUAUCAACAGCCCCAAGAGGAAGAAGAAGUUGAAUAUGUAGGUUGA
Meloidogyne enterolobii is the source of this 879-nucleotide messenger RNA. Lineage: Eukaryota; Metazoa; Nematoda; Chromadorea; Rhabditida; Meloidogynidae. The record is from the annotation of a GenBank genome assembly.